AUGGCGGCUUCUCGCCCGCUCCCGGUGACCCAGGAUCUGUCCACAUUGCGUGCCAAGUUGCAGGGACUGCUGCGGUUCCUGAAGGAAGCCCUGUCCAUUUCCAAUGCACACACGGUGGACUUCUACACGGAGUCCGUGUGGGAACAGCUGGUCGACUUGCCCCCGGAGACUGUGCUGGCGGUGCUGAGGAGGUCGGCGGCGGAGGCGGAGGCCCAGCCCUCGGAGGCGCGCCCCCUGGUGGCAGCGGAGAGGGAACCAGAUAUUACUGAUUUUCCAAAAAUAUUUUGUGAAACUUCCCAGAAGCUGGUGAGUGUGGAAGCCUUUGCUCUGGCUGUGAAAUAUUAUUCUGUGCAAAACUUGGGAUUAUGUACUCCUUUUGAACAGUUGCUGGUAGCCCUUCGUGGAAAUCAAAAACAGAGAACUGGUGAAAAUGUGAAGCCAGAUGAGUUUAUGAAUUUGAAAAAAUCUCAUGAAGUUCAGGCAAUGUCAGAGCUCAUCAGCAGUAUUGCCGACUACUGUGGAAUAAAGCAGAUAAUUGACCUGGGUUCUGGAAAAGGUUACCUAAGCUCUUUUUUGUCCUUGAAAUAUGGCUUAAAAGUUUAUGGCAUCGAUUCCUCAAAUACCAAUACUUAUGGAGCUGAGGAGAGAAAUAGGAAACUGAAGAAACAUUGGAAAAUCUAUCAGAGGCGGUCAAAAUUAGAUGUCAGUGGACUGGCAUUGCAAGUGGCAAAAGAAAGAAAACUGCAAGAUGAAAUUAAAUUUAAAGCAGGUAUUGAGGGAGUAUGUAACAGCAGUACAUCAAGAAUUGCAAGUCAAGGAAAGAUGUCGACCUCAGACUUUUUGCCAGAUUUUUCAGGCUCUGUAAUCUCUAACAUCAGAAAACAAAUGGAAAACCUGCAUGUUUAUUCACAUCAAAAAGAAAAUCUGUGUUUUGAAAAUGCCUUUUCUCUUAGAGACCUUUUGCCUGUUAACGCCAUAGAACCUACUUCUUCAUCCCAAGUACCCAACAGAAAAAUGUCUGAAGCAAAUAAAGAGAGAAGAGAAAUGACAUCGAAACCAAAUGAAUCAAAUAUAUAUUCACCUUUAACAUCUUUUAUCACUGCUGAUUCAGAGCUACAUGAUAUUAUUAAAGAUCUGGAGGAUUGUUUGAUGGUAGGUCUGCAUACUUGUGGUGAUCUUGCUCCAAAUACUCUGAGAAUAUUUACUUCCAAGUCUGAAAUCAAGGGAGUUUGUAGUGUGGGUUGUUGCUACCACCUCUUAUCUGAAGAGUUUGAAAGCCCACAUAAAGAAUGUACCCAAGAAAAGUGGGGAUUUCCAAUGUGCCACUAUUUAAAGGAAGAGAGAUGGUGCUGUGGCCGUAAUGCCAGAAUGUCAGCAUGUUUGGCACUGGAGCGGGUUGCAGUCGGCCAAGGGCUGCCUACCGAAUCACUCUUCUAUCGUGCCGUACUUCAGGAUAUUAUUAAAGAUUGUUAUGGCAUCACCAAAUGUGAUCGGCACGUUGGUAAAAUUUAUUCCAAAUCCUCUUCCUUUCUGGAUUAUGUCAGAAAGUCUCUAAAGAAGCUUGGAUUAGAUGAGCCCAAGCUGUCAGAAGAAAUUAUAAUGGACUACUACGAGAAGUAUAAGCCUAGAAUGAAUGAGCUGGAGGCUUUUAAUAUGUUGAAAGUUGUUCUGGCUCCUUGCAUAGAGACAUUGAUUCUUCUGGAUAGACUUUGCUACCUGAAAGAGCAGGAUGAUAUUGCAUGGUCCACGCUUGUGAGGUUGUUUGAUCCUGUGAAAUCUCCUAGAUGUUAUGCCAUUAUUGCACUGAAGAAGCAGCAAUGAUUUUAAGUGAAGCAAGGACAGCUGAGUUUGGACUCGUCAAGUGCUCAGUAGGCAGCAUGGGGCUGAUGGCUCCCACGGUGGCCAGCACAGCUGAAGAUGGAGGGAGCAGCAGGAGCAGAGCCAGGGGAAUGGACAAGUUUGCAGGGAGCACACAGAAGGAGCUUCAAAUCAUGCACAAGCUCUGUUAUUGCUAGUUUUGCUUUUGUAAACAUUAAUGCCAUGUUAUGUAAAUAUUUGAAAAACAUUGCUAUAUAUUUUAGUCAAUAAAAAAUAGCUAACAAU
Messenger RNA from Hippopotamus amphibius kiboko, 2103 nucleotides. It is a transcript of the gene METTL25, whose product is annotated as methyltransferase like 25. The record is from RefSeq and is a predicted model, not a curated record. The transcript is spliced from 13 exons. Bases 1 to 1821 code for a protein of 606 amino acids. NCBI's taxonomy places the organism in Eukaryota, Metazoa, Chordata, Mammalia, Artiodactyla, Hippopotamidae.